This is a messenger RNA of Nomascus leucogenys (northern white-cheeked gibbon), 3196 nucleotides long. RefSeq names its product transferrin receptor protein 1. The record is from RefSeq and is a predicted model, not a curated record. Gene Ontology annotation, biological process: intracellular iron ion homeostasis; iron ion transport. The coding region runs from base 217 to 1464 and encodes 415 amino acids. Gene Ontology annotation, cellular component: external side of plasma membrane. The transcript has 11 exons. Lineage: Eukaryota; Metazoa; Chordata; Mammalia; Primates; Hylobatidae.
UACCUGGUGGAGAAUCCUGGGAGUUAUGUGGCAUAUAGUAAGGCUGCAACAGUUACUGGUAAACUGGUCCAUGCUAAUUUUGGUACUAAAAAAGAUUUUGAGGAUUUAGACACUCCUGUGAAUGGAUCUAUAGUGAUUGUCAGAGCAGGGAAAAUCACCUUUGCAGAAAAGGUUGCAAAUGCUGAAAGCUUAAAUGCAAUUGGUGUCUUGAUAUACAUGGACCAGACUAAAUUUCCCAUUGUUAACUCAGAACUUUCAUUCUUUGGACAUGCUCAUCUGGGGACAGGUGACCCUUACACACCUGGAUUCCCUUCCUUCAAUCACACCCAGUUUCCACCAUCUCGGUCAUCAGGAUUGCCUAAUAUACCCGUCCAGACAAUCUCCAGAGCUGCUGCAGAAAAGCUGUUUGGGAAUAUGGAAGGAGACUGUCCCUCUGACUGGAAAACAGACUCUACAUGUAGGAUGGUAACCUCAGAAAGCAAGAGUGUGAAGCUCACUGUGAGCAAUGUGCUGAAAGAGAUAAAAAUUCUUAACAUCUUUGGAGUUAUUAAAGGCUUUGUAGAACCAGAUCACUAUGUUGUAGUUGGGGCCCAGAGAGAUGCAUGGGGCCCUGGAGCUGCAAAAUCCAGUGUAGGCACAGCUCUCCUAUUGAAACUUGCCCAGAUGUUCUCAGAUAUGGUCUUAAAAGAUGGGUUUCAGCCCAGCAGAAGCAUUAUCUUUGCCAGUUGGAGUGCUGGAGACUUUGGAUCGGUUGGUGCCACUGAAUGGCUAGAGGGAUACCUUUCGUCCUUGCAUUUAAAGGCUUUCACUUAUAUUAAUCUGGAUAAAGCAGUUCUUGAGCCUUGCGUUUUCUUGCAGGACACAGAUUAUCCUUAUUUGGGUACCACCAUGGACACCUAUAAGGAACUGAUUGAGAGGAUUCCUGAGUUGAACAAAGUGGCACGAGCAGCUGCAGAAGUCGCUGGUCAGUUGGUGAUUAAACUAACCCAUGAUGUUGAAUUGAACCUGGACUCUGAGAGGUACAACAGCCAACUACUUUGCUUUGUGAGGGAUCUGAACCAAUACAGAGCAGACAUAAAGGAAAUGGGCCUGAGUUUACAGUGGCUGUAUUCUGCUCGUGGAGACUUUUUCCGUGCUACUUCCAGACUAACAACAGAUUUCGGGAAUGCUGAGAAAACAGACAGAUUUGUCAUGAAGAAACUCAAUGAUCGUGUCAUGAGAGUGGAGUAUCACUUCCUCUCUCCCUACGUAUCUCCAAAAGAGUCUCCUUUCCGUCAUGUCUUCUGGAGCUCCGGCUCUUACACGCUGUCAGCUUUACUGGAGAACUUGAAACUGCGUAAACAAAAUAACGGUGCUUUUAAUGAAACGCUGUUCAGAAACCAGUUGGCUCUAGCUACUUGGACUAUUCAGGGAGCUGCAAAUGCCCUCUCUGGUGACGUUUGGGACAUUGACAAUGAGUUUUAAAUGUGAUACCCAUAGCUUCCAUCAGAACAGCAGGGUAGUCUGGUUUCUAGACUUGUGCUGAUUGUGCUAAAUUUUCAGUAGGGCUACAAAACCUGAUGUUAGAAUUCCAUCCCAUCAUCUUGGUACUACUAGAUGUCUUUAGGCAGCAGCUUUUAAUACAGGGUAGAUAACCUGUACUUCAAGUUAAAGUGAAUAACCACUUAAAAAAUGUCCAUGAUGGAAUAUUCCCCUAUCUCUAGAAUUUUAAGUGCUUUGUAAUGGGAACUGCCUCUUUCCUGUUGUUGUUAACGAAAAUGUCAGAAACCAGUUAUGUGCAUGAUCUCUCUGACUCCUAAGGGCUGGUCUCUGCUGAAGGUUGUAAGUGGUUGCUUACUUCGAGUGAUCCUCCAACUUCAUUUGAUGCUAAAUAGGAGAUACUGGGUUGAAAGACCUUCUCCAAAUGAGAUGUAAGCCUUUCCAUAAGGAAUGUAGCUGGUGUCCUUAUUCCUGAAAGAAACAGUUAACUUUCAGAAGAGAUGGGCUUGUUUUCUUGCCAAUGAGGUCUGAAAUGGAGGUCCUUCUGCUGGAUAAAAUGAGGUUCAACUGUUGAUUGCAGGAAUAAGGCCUUAAUAUGUUAACCUCAAUGUCAUUUAUGAAAAGAGGGGACCAGAAGCCAAAGACUUAGUAUAUUUUCUUUUCCUCUGUCCCUUCCCCAUAAGCCUCCAUUUAGUUCUUUGUUAUUUUUGUUUCUUCCAAAGCACAUUGAAAGAGAACCAGUUUCAGGUGUUUAGUUGCAGACUCAGUUUGUCAGACUUUAAAGAAUAAUAUGCUGCCAAAUUUUGGCCGAAGUGUUAAUCUUAGGGGAGAGCUUUCUGUCCUUUUGGCACUGAGAUAUUUAUUGUUUAUUUAUCAGUGACAGAGUUCACUAUAAAUGGUGUUUUUUUUAUAGAAUAUAAUUAUCGGAAGCAGUGCCUUCCAUAAUUAUGACAGUUAUACUGUCGGUUUUUUUUAAAUAAAAGCAGCAUCUGCUAAUAAAACCCAACAGAUACUGGAAGUUUUGCAUUUAUGGUCAACACUUAAGGGUUUUAGAAAACAGCCGCCAGCCAAAUGUAAUUGAAUAAAGUUGAAGCUAAGAUUUAGAGAUGAAUUAAAUUUAAUUAGGGGUUGCUAAGAAGCGAGCGCUGACCAGAUAAGAAUGCUAGUUUUCCUAAAUGCAAUGAAUUGUGACCAAGUUAUAACUAAAUGUCACUUAAAGGCUGUGGUAGUACUCCUGCAAAAUUUUAUAGCUCAGUUUAUCCAAGGUAUAACUAUAAUUCCCAUUUUGCAAAAUUUCCAGUACCUUUGUCACAAUCCUAACACAUUAUCGGGAGCAGUGUCUUCCAUAAUGUAUAAAGAACAAGGUAGUUUUUACCUACCACAGUGUCUGUAUCGGAGACAGUGAUCUCCAUAUGUUACACUAAGGGUGUAAGUAAUUAUCGGGAAUAGUGUUUCCCGUAAUUUUCUUCAUGCAAUGACAUCUUCAAAGCUUGAAGAUCGUUAGUAUCUAACAUGUAUCCCAACUCCUAUAAUUCCCUAUCUUUUAGUUUUAGUUGAAGAAACAUUUUGUGGUCAUUAAGCAUUUGGUGGGUAAAUUCAACCACUGUAAAAUGAAAUUACUACAAAAUUUGAAGUUUAGCGUGGGUUUUUCCUAUCUUUAUGGUUUCUCCAGGUCCUCUACUUAAUGAGAUAGUAGCAUACAUUUAUAAUUGCUAUU